AUGCGAAGAACAGUCGACCAGUGUCCUGCCGACAUUGUCUUAGCACCAUCAAGGUGCCCCUUGACUGACCUCGAGUACGCCGACGAUGUUGUUAUAUUCGCGGAAAGCAGAACGAAACUUCAACAUGUUGUCAACCUUGUAUCGAAGCUGGCUGCAGCCUACGGACUACGCCUACGCCCUGAUAAACGCAAGCAGAUGUGGAUCUCUUCGAGACCUCGAACGGGAAUCAGGGUGGACGGACAACCGAUAGAACUCGUCGAUGAGUUCUGGUACCUAGGCUGUAUGCUGAAGAACAACGGCAGCUACGAGAGAGAUGUUCAGCAAAGAUGCGCUAAGGCCACUUCUGCAUUUAACUCCUUAACGAAAUGUCUGUGGUCGACCCCCAUCACCAACGAAGUCAGGCUGCGAAUCUACCUAUCUGCAAUUCGCCCCAUCGAGAUGUACGGAUCGGAGACUUGGGCAGCACCAUCAACGGUUAUGGAGAGGCUUGACUGCACGGAACGAAAGGUGCUUAGACGGCUAUUUGGCUACUUUUGGCGUAGGGUAUGCCACAAUGAAGAUCUUUCCGCAGAAAUUGAUGUGGUUUACCGGCGGAUGACACGUGGAAGAUAUCAACAUCUUGCCUUCGAAAGCGGCUAA
Necator americanus (New World hookworm) is the source of this 639-nucleotide messenger RNA. RefSeq lists its product as uncharacterized. The transcript has a single exon. NCBI's taxonomy places the organism in Eukaryota, Metazoa, Nematoda, Chromadorea, Rhabditida, Ancylostomatidae. Bases 1 to 639 code for a protein of 212 amino acids. The record is from RefSeq and is a predicted model, not a curated record.